GCAACCGAUCGAAGGGGGGAGGGAGAGAGAGAGAGAGAGAUGGAAAGAAAGGGCUUAGUUAUAUGCAGUGUUGUGGCCCUUCUGGGGGUAUUAUCAGCCGUUACUGGUUUUGCUGCUGAAGGUACUAGGAUUAAGGCUUCGGAUGUUAAGUUUGUGUCCAAUACAAAAUGUUCUUAUCCUCGGAGUCCUGCACUUGGUCUUGGCUUAACUGCUUCAGCAGCACUUCUGAUAGCUCAUAUAAUCAUUAAUGUUACAACAGGGUGUAUUUGCUGCAAAAUAACCAGUCAAAGUUGGAACUCUAACUGGACAAAAGCUCUUAUCUUCUAUGUUGUUUCUUGGUUCACAUUCAUUAUAGCUUUCCUUCUCUUGCUAACUGGUUCUGCACUCAAUGAUCAACAUGGUGAAGAGAGCGUGUACUUUGGCUACUACUACUGUUAUGUCGUGAAACCCGGAGUCUUUGCCGGGGGAGCUGUCUCAGCCAUUGCAAGCGUCGUGUUUGGGAUCUUAUAUUAUCUCACUUUAAACACCGCAAAGGCCACAAGUGGUCCUUGGGGCACUGCAGCUGUUCCGAAUCAAGGUGGCAUAGCCAUGGGACAACCUCAGUUCCCACCCCACCAGACCUCACAAGAUCCUGUUUUUGUACAUGAAGAUACUUAUAACAGGCGGCAGUUCACUUGAUCGGAAAACUUCGAUAACACUCAAGAAUUGUACGAGACUUUGUUUUAGCUGCAUGCAUUGCCUAUGUUGUAGCAAAUUGUAUAAACUUGUUUCGGGUAAGGAUUCUUAGCCAACAAACUUUAAGCAAAAAA
Hibiscus syriacus is the source of this 809-nucleotide messenger RNA. RefSeq lists its product as uncharacterized. NCBI's taxonomy places the organism in Eukaryota, Viridiplantae, Streptophyta, Magnoliopsida, Malvales, Malvaceae. The record is from RefSeq and is a predicted model, not a curated record. The coding region runs from base 40 to 678 and encodes 212 amino acids. The transcript has 3 exons.